Molecule: messenger RNA, 1733 nt
Organism: Theobroma cacao (cacao)
Lineage: Eukaryota; Viridiplantae; Streptophyta; Magnoliopsida; Malvales; Malvaceae
Gene: ACLA-3
Product: ATP-citrate lyase A-3
Biological process (GO): succinyl-CoA metabolic process; tricarboxylic acid cycle
Cellular component (GO): succinate-CoA ligase complex; cytosol
Molecular function (GO): succinate-CoA ligase (ADP-forming) activity
Source: RefSeq, a predicted model, not a curated record
UGGAAUUAAGUGGGCAGAUAGAUGGAGAGAGUUAGGAGGCGCGGGCUCGGAGAUCCAAACGGAUAACAUCUCGGAUCAUUUCAUCUCCCAACGAACCAACCCGCCCUUGUCUCCGCCUCUUCCUCUCUUUCUUUUCUGUCAGUCAGUAGCUCUGUCUGUUUGGUGUUUGAUCUUCGAGGAUCAAAAAUGGCCCGCAAGAAGAUCAGGGAGUACGACUCCAAGAGGCUUCUGAAAGAGCACCUCAAACGCCUCGCCAACAUCCAUCUCCAGAUCUGCUCUGCUCAGGUGACAGAAUCUACUGAUUUCACUGAGUUGACCAACAAAGAACCCUGGCUUUCAUCCACCAGAUUGGUUGUGAAGCCCGAUAUGUUGUUUGGGAAGCGUGGAAAGAGUGGCUUGGUUGCAUUAAAUUUGGAUCUUGCUCAAGUUGCUGAAUUCGUCAAAGCACGCCUUGGCGUUGAGGUUGAAAUGGGUGGGUGUAAAGCUCCUAUAACCACAUUCAUUGUUGAACCUUUCGUCCCCCACGAACAGGAGUAUUACCUUUCAAUAGUCUCUGAGAGGCUUGGUUCAAUCAUUAGCUUUUCAGAAUGUGGAGGUAUUGAAAUUGAAGAGAAUUGGGAUAAGGUUAAGACCAUUUUCCUUCCAACUGAGAAACCUAUGACCCAGGAGACAUGUGCGCCAUUGAUAGCUACACUCCCUUUGGAAGUUCGCGGGAAGAUUGGUGACUUCAUCAUGGGUGUCUUCUCUGUCUUUCAGGAUCUUGACUUCAGCUUUCUGGAGAUGAAUCCAUUUACACUGGUGAACGGGGAACCGUACCCACUGGAUAUGAGGGGAGAGCUGGAUGACACUGCUGCAUUUAAGAACUUCAAGAAGUGGGGUGACAUAGAGUUCCCUCUGCCUUUUGGAAGAGUCAUGAGCCCCACAGAAGGAUUUAUUCAUUCCUUGGAUGAAAAGACGAGCGCAUCUCUGAAAUUCACUGUCUUGAAUCCAAAAGGGCGUAUCUGGACAAUGGUUGCCGGAGGUGGUGCUAGUGUCAUAUAUGCUGAUACUGUUGGAGAUUUAGGUUAUGCAUCGGAACUCGGCAACUAUGCAGAGUAUAGUGGAGCUCCAAAUGAGGAGGAGGUCUUGCAAUAUGCAAGAGUUGUUGUUGAUUGUGCCACUGCAAACCCUGAUGGUCGUAAGAGAGCCCUUCUCAUUGGAGGUGGCAUUGCUAACUUCACUGAUGUUGCUGCUACUUUCAAUGGAAUUAUUCGAGCAUUGAGAGAGAAGGAAGCCAAGUUAAAAGCAGCAAGAAUGCACGUCUAUGUUCGAAGAGGUGGUCCAAACUAUCAGACUGGUUUGGCAAGGAUGCGUACACUUGGAGAGGAACUGGGAGUACCUCUUGAGGUUUAUGGGCCUGAGGCCACAAUGACUGGCAUAUGCAAGGAGGCAAUAGAUUGCAUUAUGUCAGAAGCAUAGACACGGUAUUCAUUUUUGUGCCGAUACAAUUUGGUAAUCUUCCUUGAAGGAGGCAUAAGCUGGACGGUGCUGUUGUAGACUUUUCCAUUAUUGAAAAAUUUUGAAAGUAGUGUGCAAUAAGCAUGAAACUUUUGGUCUUUCAGCAAUCCUUUUAUGUGUUUGUUGGUACUCUGGUCUUUUUGAGAGAGAAGUGUUUAUAAUGGUUAUGCUUCUUCUCAUCUGUUGGAAGAAUUAUUGGAUCAAAAUGAGAAAUGCAAUUCCAUUAUCUUUAUUUA